AUGAGCAGCAUCGAGGAAGUUGUUAGUCUCAUCGAGACACUAUACUCGCCAAACCCAACCAUCGAUGUUAAUCAAAUUCAACAAAACUUACAAGCCAUACAAAAAUCGAAUGAUGGUAUCCACUUAGCAAAUCAGCUAUUAACUGGCACAUCUUAUAGCAGUAAUGUGAAGUAUUUUGGUGCCCUUACCUUGACUGUCCAACUAAAUCUAAAUGCGGAGUCUUUCGAUACUUUCUGGAGACUUUUCAGCAGUAACUUGGUCCAUUUGGUUAGAUUAUGUGGUAUAUAUACAAGUGACACCCGCACAAAUGCAUCAUUGAUGAUUGCUAUUAAGAAAUUAAUGUCCAAUUUGUCCUUAAUCUUUAUUACUAUUAAUGAGACUGAACAUAUUACACAGGACGACAAUGAGCGAAUUAUUAAACAAUGGAAUAAUCCGAUUAAUACAUUCAUUAGGUUAUUUUCCGAAUAUAGCUCAAACCCAGCAUUAGCCACUAACUGGACUAAUCUGGAAGAUCCUAUGAUAGUCCAAUUGUUGCAACAAUCUAUUAAUUGUGAUGUCUCGUACGAUGAUCUUUUAAAAUUUGUUGCAACAUCUCAAACGUUUAACGAAUUAUCAUUAACCUUUACAGAGAUUAUUAUUGAAGAUCUAACAAAAUAUCAAUCCAAAAAACAUAAUGUAACAAGAAUUCACCAAAUAGUGCAUGAACAUCUAUAUAUUUCCACCAUGGCAUUGUUAAACAUCAAUAUUACUUUACAAUUAAAUCACAUGUAUAACAUUACAAAGUUGCAACUCAAUGACAUUGUAUUCAAAUGUACCUCUGCUUGGAUCAAUUAUAUAUCUAUGACAAGACAUAUGUCUUCAGGUGGAUCCAUGAAUUUGUCAGAAAUCUUUCAAAACUUAAUGAACUUAAUGUGUCAAUCAUCAGAACAAACAGAUAAUUUUUAUAUUGCUGAGAAAAUAUUAUCCAUUUUUGGUAAUGUAUUUGCUAAUGAUCCAACAAUUAUGGGCUUUGAUUUAAGACAACAGAUAGAGGUCAUCUUCUUGGGGAUCUCACGUGCCUCUAAUGCAAACAUCGAUACCUCUAAGAAUGCAUGGAUGUUACAAUAUAUGAAUUAUUUAGUGACCAACGAAAUGACCGAUGAGUUGAAAGAAUUGGCCAUCUGUAUUGUCGAUUAUUUACAAAUCAGUAAUUUAGAUGUUUGUAAUAAAUUAUUCACUUCUGUUCAUUCAAACGAUACUAAUAUAUCUCAAGAAUAUAUUAAAGUUUUACUUCAAAUGACAAAUUUUCCAUUAAUUCCUGUUCAGCAAGAAUUCUUUUCUGUAAGAAUGGUUGAUUUUUGGGCCGACUUGGCUGAUUCUUAUAUUAAUCUACCAAAUGAGGCAUUGUUACCCAACUCUACUCAAAUUGGUAUUGAUAUUUUCCAACAAGUCAUUAACAUCUACUUACCCAAAAUUUCAUUACAAAAUAAACAAACGAUUAUUGAAGAAGAUCCCCAAGAUGAAUCAGCUGUUCAUGAAUUUGAUGAUUUCAGAAGUGCAGUAAUAGAAUUAAGUCAGAACUUAUGGAGCAUCUUAGGCAAUGAACAUCUAACGAAUAUGCUUGUUGGAGGAAUUGGUUCAUCUGAUGCUUCUACCCUACCUGAAGAUGGUAAGAUGGCUGUGUUUUACCAAAUUGAAGCUAUGGCAUUUAUUGCCAAUGCUUUAAUGUCUGACAUGAACCUUUCAGAAAGCCCAUGGAUUUUGAACAUAUUACGCAAGAAUCCAUUUUUUAUGCGAAACAUUCUGCUCUUAUUCCAGGUUAGUAUCCAAAUGUCAGUAACAGAUAAAACUGUAGGUAUGUUAAAAAUAAAUAUGAUUCGUUCUAGUUCUAAAAUGAUAGGCACUUUAGCUGGAUACUUAACAAGCAAUGAAUCGGACUUAAGUCAAUGUAUUCAAACUCUUUUCCAAGGUUUGGAAUCUUGUUCUGGAGAUCAAUCAUCUAGUAGAGAAAUAAACGAUACGGUAGAAGUUAUGAUUAUAAAAACAAUAUCGAUUAUAUGUGACAUUUGUCGCCAACAACUGUCAGGACAGUAUUUGGAUCAUUUCAUUGGUGUACUUUCUUCAUUACUACAACCAACAGCCACAGUUUCCAGUUUCACCAGAAGUACUUUGACCAAAUCCGUUGGUUACAUUAUUGAAUGUCGUGUUCAAAAUGGACCAGAAGAACAAGGUAAAUAUAUUGUUCAGAUUCUAAAUAUGAUUGAGGAUUUAAUCGACCAGUGUUUGGAUUCUCCAGCUAAUGUUCAACACGAACGUAAGGAUUAUGUCUUAAAUUUAUUAGGUUGUAUAUCUGAAUUUGGAUCCUCAAUGAUUCACGACGAGGACUAUGAAUCCCCAGCAUUGAUCCAGCAACUACAACAGUAUCAUGAAUUUUGGAAAAAUGACCCAUUCCAAUGUCGUGGGAAAUUAUUGGUGCUCCUCGAAAAAAUAUUAUCAAGUCCAGUAUAUAAUAAGGAUUCUGGUUUUGUAGAGGUAUGCUGCCUGAUCCUGGGUAAGGCACUGACUCUACCAGACCAGGAUCCUCACUUCUUGAGGUAUUCGAUGUCUGAUAUAACGAACGUGAUGUUGAAAUAUGUUCAGGUUGUCGAGCUAUCAACAUCGCUCCCUUUCUUUAUUUAUUUGCUAGAAAGGCUUGUCAUUCAAUUCAAAACACAACUUAGUAUCGAUGAAUUUGAUUACUUGUUCAAUGAGUUGUUCAUUAAAUAUUACGAUACUUUGAUUGGGAGAGAUCCCGAUCUACUACAAAUGAUGAUAAAUUUUGUGAUAACUGUUCUUGAUAAAGCGCCACAUUUGGUUAUCAACAGUAAAUGUUUACCGGUAUUUAUCAUUCCACAAUGUUUAAAACUGUUACCAUCUAAUGAAAAGUUUACUAUUGUCGCAGUUACUAAAUUCUGGACUAAAUUUAUUAAUAAUAGAAGGUAUUCCCAAGCAGACCUUACUGGGAUGCAAGCUCUUAUUAUGGCACAUGGUCAAGAACUAGUAUAUCAAACAAUGUAUGGUCUGUAUCAUACUCAGAGAUCUGACCUGAAUUCCUAUACUGAUCUAAUCAGAGGACUGGUAGCUAAAUUUCCAAUGGAGACUAAAGGAUGGCUUGUUAGUGCUUUACCACAGAUAUGUGAUAAACCUUCAAUUCAUGAAAAAUUCGUUAAUAGAUUGUUCGUUACAAGAGGAAGUCGAGCGGCUGCAAAUGUUAUUCUAACGUGGUGGUUGGAAUGUACAUCUUUGCCCUCAUACUAA
Molecule: messenger RNA, 3276 nt
Organism: Maudiozyma barnettii
Lineage: Eukaryota; Fungi; Ascomycota; Saccharomycetes; Saccharomycetales; Saccharomycetaceae
Gene: KAP122
Product: Kap122p
Exons: 1
Coding region: 1-3276 (1091 amino acids)
Biological process (GO): protein import into nucleus
Cellular component (GO): cytoplasm; nuclear membrane
Source: RefSeq, a predicted model, not a curated record